Molecule: messenger RNA, 1530 nt
Organism: Neurospora tetraspora
Lineage: Eukaryota; Fungi; Ascomycota; Sordariomycetes; Sordariales; Sordariaceae
Product: putative cytochrome P450 monooxygenase
Exons: 6
Coding region: 1-1530 (509 amino acids)
Molecular function (GO): iron ion binding; monooxygenase activity; oxidoreductase activity, acting on paired donors, with incorporation or reduction of molecular oxygen
Source: RefSeq, a predicted model, not a curated record
AUGUUGGGUACCAUCCUCUUUUCUUGUGCCAUCGCCGCCCUUCUCUGGGUCGUGUUGAUUCCCUUUCGCACCGGCUUGUGGCAUGUUCCUGGGCCGUUUUGGCGUCGCUAUACAGAUAUCUUUCAGGUCUUGGAUGCAUACAAUGGCAUCACGUGUCAGGUCAUCCAACGCCUACACAAAGAGUAUGGCCCUGUGGUGGCGGUUGGCCCACGGACGGUCAUGUUCUCUGAUCCUGCCAUGAUUGAUGUUGUAUAUGCCACUCGUUCGCCCUUUCCCAAGAGUUACCACUGGCAACCGUUGCGGACGGAGCUAAAGGGAGUUCACUACCCCAGUCUCAUCGCCAGCGAGGACACACAAACUCACUCGUCUCUCAAGAGACCCAUUGCCGGGGUGUAUGCCAUGUCCAACGUCACCAAGUCGGAGGGCUUCAUCAAUGAUUGCAUACGCCAGCUUGUCCAGAAGCUCGACCAGGACUUUAGAGCCACCAAGGAGACGGUACCUGUUUUUCAGUGGAUGCACUUCUUUGCCUACGAUACCAUCAUGAAAUUGACCGUGUCGGCCGAUUUCGGUCUCAUCCAAGGCGAAGCGGAUCAAGUCGCCAUGUUCAAGGGUGUGGACGCAGCUCAGACAUACAAAGCCAUGGCUGCGAGUAUGCCUUGGGUUCACAACCUGCUCAAAGAAACCCCGGUGACGAGCGUGUUUCAGAAGCGGAUGGGAUCCUUCCCGGCUCGGGCUCGUGAACUCAUCCAGGCGAGGAAGGCCCAAAAAAUGAAAACAACCGGCGACAGGGAAGACUUGCUUUCACAGAUCAUGGAGACCAGGGAGAAACACCCUCAGGUCGUCAAUGAUCUGGUCAUGCACGGGUACGCCACGACACCACUCCUGGCCGGGGCCGACACCGUGACCAUCGGCUUGACAUCGAUCAUUUACUUUGUGGGGAAGCACCCCAGAGUGGCGGCUCGGCUACAGGAGGAGCUGGAUUCGUGCGGUUUGGAGAUGCCACCCUCGUGGGCUGCCGUUCAGAGCUUGUCGUAUCUCGACGCCGUCAUCCGAGAAUCGUUCCGCUGCCAUCCCAUCGGCGCCAUGUUGUCACGACGGGCUGUUCCAGAAGGUCCUGGCCUCACUCUCAAGAACGGUCACACUCUACCACCGGGAACGGCUGUCGCUGUCUCGGGAUGGGCCACACACUUCAACCAAGACGUCUAUGGUAGCGACGCGGCAGAUUUCAGGCCGGAACGCUGGUUGCAAGGUGCCGAGGAGAGUCGGGAGGACUACGCCGAACGCAUCCGCCGGAUGAACAAGGCAGACCUGACCUGGGGCCACGGUGACCGAGCUUGCAUGGGCAAGAACAUUGCCAGAUGCGAAAUGUACAAGCUGAUGGCUACCUUGUAUUCUACCUUUGACAUCCAACUUGUCGAUCCCACAAAGACUUGGAAGAUCAAGGAGACCGUACUGGCGAAGCAAGUUGGUGUGGAAGCCAAGAUUACGCUUAGACCUGGUGUAAAGGUUACAGGAGGGGUGCUCACGUAG